GCCAUACAACUUACCAUGAUCCUCCCCUCGUGUAUCUGGCACGGCGGUCUCCUUCUCCUUCUCCUGUCAAGCGACCUUGUGCAGGCUGACGUGAAGCCCUCCGCCCAGAGUGCGCCUGGCCAAUGCGACGUACGCACCAUCAACUACAUUACACACUCGCUGCCGUCGCUCUGCUUCAAGAGCUCAUGGACGGACUCAGUACCGACAUCGACCGCGUCGUCGGCCACGAGAAGCGAUGAUGAUGCUACACAGCAUGUCACGCGAUCCGCCGCAGAGGAGGAGCAGGCUUCCCCAUCCGCUACAACACCCACGGACACGUUGGCAAAGACGCCCGCAAGCGAUGCCUCGGCGACGCCGUUCAUGUCAUUCGAGGACUGGAAGGAGAUGAUGCUCAAGGAAACCGGGCAGGAUCCCCAAGACCUGCAUCUUCGGAACUCGAGCGGGCGCCAGAAAGGCGACAGGCCUUCUCCCGACGUGGAAGAGGCCUUGGGAGAGGAAGGGGAAAUAUCUCUGACGUUUGAUUACGGCGAGGGCGACGGCGUUCGAACCGGAACCUAUGCGGACUCUGCGAAUUCGAACAGCGCCGACGAUGCUGACGAGGCUUUGGUGCCCAAGGACGGCAAAGCACCCAUCCACCGCAGCAAAGACGCAGGCAAGACCUGCAAGGAACGCUUCUCGUACUCCUCGUUCGACGCAGGCGCUACCAUUCUCAAGGCAGGGCCGCAAGCCAAGAACGCGAAAGCGAUUUUGGUGGAAAACAAGGAUUCUUAUAUGCUCCUCGAAUGUGCUGCGCAAAACAAGUAUGUCAUCGUCGAGCUGAGCGACGACAUCCUCAUCGACACCAUCGUCAUUGCCAACUUUGAGUUCUUCUCAAGUAUGAUUCGUCAUUUCCGCGUCAGUGUCAGUGAUCGAUACCCCGUCAAGAUAGACAAAUGGAGAGAAAUUGGGAUAUUUGAAGCUGCGAACUCGCGCGACAUCCAGGCCUUUCUUGUACAGAACCCUCAGAUCUGGGCCAAAUAUGUCAGGAUUGAGUUCCUGACACACUACGGGAAUGAGUACUACUGUCCCGUGUCUCUGCUCCGGGUCCAUGGUUCGAGGAUGCUUGAUUCCUGGAAAGACAGUGAGACGGGCCGAGAAGAUGAGGCCCUCGAGGAGGAAGAGGAGCAGCAGGAGGAGGCAGAGGAGAUUGUUCCUAUUCCUACGACCACUCGACAGAGUAAAGACGGUGCCUUGGGUCCAGAUCCUGCGCCGUCAGAGCAUCUGAGGUCAAACGUGACGCAAGCUCGCGAUGCCUCUACUGCCCCGCCGGUGAAGCAGACGAACUCUACCAAACCCGCCGCUGAUACUGCGCAAACCGCGGCAGACGCCUCAGACGCCUCAGGUACAGCCGCAGGGACAGGAAAGCCCCGAAGCAGCGGGACCGCAAGCGCCUCCGCCGCCACGCCAACCGUCCAAGCAAGCUUCUUCAACUCCAUCACCAAGCGCCUGCAGCAGGUCGAAACCAAUCUCACCUUGUCGCUCAAGUACGUCGAGGACCAGUCGCGGUUCAUGCAGGAUGCCCUGCAGAAGACGGAGCAGAAGCAAGUAUCCAAGCUGACCCGCUUCUUGGGAGACCUCAAUCAUACCGUACUCGCCGAGAUGCGCAAUGUGCGCGAGCAGUAUGAGCAGAUAUGGCAGUCGACCGUGCUCGCCCUCGAAAGUCAGCGAGAGCAGUCCGAGCGCGACAUCGUAGCCUUGAGCACAAGGCUCAACCUGCUGGCCGACGAAGUUGUCUUCCAGAAGCGCAUGGCCAUCGUCCAGGCCAUCCUUCUGCUCUCCUGCCUCUUUCUCGUCAUCUUCUCCCGCGGAGUCCCCAUCCCUUACCUCGCGGCCCUGCAGGAACAAGCUGCCGGGUUCUCCUAUACCUCGCCGUCGCCGUAUUCCGGCCAUGGAUCGCAUGGCCUUUAUAAACCGGAUCCUGUCGUUCGACCAGAUGAGCAACCGUUGCCAAACAAUGUGCCAAGGGUCAAUGUCUCCUCCUUUGAAGCCGGGCCAAACGUACCAAGUAGACGAAUGGCGCACUCUUCACCAGGAACGACAGACUCCCACCAGACAAUCCAUGAAACAGGCUCAACGGAGCCUCCACGACGCCACUCCUCGCUUACCACAUCAAGCUCCUACAGUGACGGCAAGCUCUCAGAUAUUCACUACCUAGACCAAGAGUCACGAUUUCAUUCCCUUCACCAACCGACUGCCGCCCAUCUCACCUCGCCGCGAAAGCCUCUCCCUUCUCUUCCCGAACAUUCGGCGGCAACACAGGACUCUUAG
Molecule: messenger RNA, 2307 nt
Organism: Trichoderma citrinoviride
Lineage: Eukaryota; Fungi; Ascomycota; Sordariomycetes; Hypocreales; Hypocreaceae
Exons: 2
Coding region: 16-2307 (763 amino acids)
Biological process (GO): protein folding in endoplasmic reticulum
Cellular component (GO): membrane; cytoplasm
Source: RefSeq, a predicted model, not a curated record